UCACGUGGAAGCUUGGUCCUCCUGCCAUCCGGUUUUGUCCAUCUGUUGCUGGCUGUCAUGCCUACGUGACAGUAGGUGUACUCCGAAAUUCAGAUUCAUAGAUUGAUGGUGUGUGAGAGCUCUGGCCAUUACUGGAACAGCUGAGCUUUCAGCUGGAUCCGUGAUCAGUUUUAAUAUUGUACUUUCAGAUGGGAACUAUCCCGGCUGAGAAGAUGAGAUUCCGGCCAUUGAGGACCCUUGAGCUGGUUCUCCUGGUCCUCGUUCUGUGGGCAGCGUGUACCUUUCUGUUGUGGCGCGCCCGAGGCCCUUGUCCGGAACCCAUGAAGCCCGCUGACUGUGGGGAACUUGCAAGAAUCGCCAAGCCCCUUCAACCAGGCCUGGGACGUCUGGACACCCCAACGCCACACCACAACACCAUCCACGCUAGCCCCACCCAUGCCUUCUCUAAUAUCACCCCCGUAUACAUUGUGGAGGAACAUCACGAAGUGUUGAAGUACUGGUACAAUGCGGCUGACAAAGGGCUCAUACCGAAAGGGGGCAACGUUGUGCUGCACAUCGACGGGCACUCCGAUGGCGCUACUCCGUUCGAGUGGAAAAUCAUCCCGCUCUUCCGCCAUCCCAGGACCAGCGAGGAGAUCACUAACAUGAUGCAACAGAAUGACGUCUUCAUGGUCGCUGCAGCCAUGACAGGACUCAUCACCCGUUACAUAUGGGUGUGGCCACCCUGGGACACCAAUGAUGGCGAACACCCCGACCAGGUUGACUACCAGCGCAUGGACGUCAGGGCGGGCACCACUUACAAACACGUCAACGGCAACAAGGUGAAGGAACUCUGCGCAUGCGUAUCCACAGGGCCGAUAAUAAAGGAGAAGUACUGCGUCAUGAACAACAUCACCGAAGGAUCAGACGACGAGAGCGGGAUCCCCAUAGAGGAGUCGGCCUGUACGUUCAGGACGUCAGGGGUCAUUGAGAUUGUUAGUGAGCGGAAAGCAAUAUUGUUAAUGAAGUCUGGCAAAUGGCUCACUCACAAUGACAACGUCAUCCUGGACAUUGACGAGGACUACUAUGGAUGCGAGGCGGCGGUUAUGCCACUUUACAACUCCGGACUGCAAGAAACCGACAUCAGAGACAUCAGCAUGUGGAUACAACUUCUCGUCUGCGCGCAAGGUACAGCAGACGAGAGGACGGUAGACAACUUCUUCCAUUCCGUCCUCGAGUCUAUCAUAGAAUUCAAACAUCUAUGUCAGUCGGGGGUAAUCCUACGCGACAGAUGCAACGUUAGCGAAGCACGAUCAGCGUUUUGGCGUCAAGUUCCAGCGAUGCUCAAAGAUCUUCAAGGACGAAUUCAGGGGCACUUUUGUAAACAGAACCCUGGGUUUAUAUUGAAGAUGGUGUUGUCAAAACUCGUUACCUUCACGGCGGAUCAGCUCCGUGCCUUGUCCCAAGUGGGGGUCUGCCUCAGUAUGUCUCCAAAAACACUCGAGUUCAUCCCCAGGGACAACAUGCGUCUGUGUGACGGUUACAACCGCCCUAACGAAACGAUGGUGGUAUUCCAUACCCCGGAUGUAGAGGAGAUAGAUGAGCGGACAGAGAAUAUGGAGACUAUUCUAGAUGGGAGGAUGUUCUCCCCAAAGCUUGUUACAAUAUGUCGUUCCGUCCGUGACGGCUACACACCAAAGAAAUACUUUCGAAAAAUAGAAAGCGAUGUGUUGAGCGUUUUGCAAAAUUCAUUCUCAAAGGUUUCUGAAAAUUUUAUAUUGUAUGAUUCUGAUUUGUUAGGUGGUCCAACAGGGUGGUACGGGAGGCAUUGACGGAACGGUGGUAACUGUAACGAUUCAUCGAAAAACAUUCAGGGGCACUUUUGUAAAAUGAACCCUGACUUUAUAUUGAAGAUGGUGUUGGCAAAA
Molecule: messenger RNA, 1907 nt
Organism: Haliotis rubra (blacklip abalone)
Lineage: Eukaryota; Metazoa; Mollusca; Gastropoda; Lepetellida; Haliotidae
Exons: 4
Coding region: 189-1811 (540 amino acids)
Source: RefSeq, a predicted model, not a curated record